Messenger RNA from Abrus precatorius (Indian licorice), 4421 nucleotides. Its product is annotated as carbamoyl-phosphate synthase large chain, chloroplastic. The transcript is spliced from 3 exons. Gene Ontology annotation, molecular function: metal ion binding; ATP binding. Lineage: Eukaryota; Viridiplantae; Streptophyta; Magnoliopsida; Fabales; Fabaceae. The record is from RefSeq and is a predicted model, not a curated record. Gene Ontology annotation, biological process: L-glutamine metabolic process. The coding region runs from base 209 to 3721 and encodes 1170 amino acids. Gene Ontology annotation, cellular component: cytoplasm.
ACAGAAAAGUGAGAAGCGACGAGCGGUCCAAAACAAAAAAAAACCAAAAAGUAAAUAUAAUUAAUGGUUUGUGACUCUCCUUUUGUAUCGAUGCCAAGCUCAGAAUUCUGACGGCGACGGAGAAUCAGCUUCUCACCCAUUAAAACGCAUUUUCCCUUAGACACACACUAAACCCAAACAAACAAACCCUAAACCUACGCCUCCAACAAUGCCUCAUUGCAUCUCUCAUCUCCACAAUCACAAACUCCCACUCUUCUCCUUCUCCAAUUCGCGUUACCGUAACGGUCACCGAAACCGUAUCUCCACACUCCUUUCUCCACUCACCCGAAACGACGCCGUUUCCACCACCUUCCGCACAUGCCUAACCAAAACCUCACUCAUUCGUUGUUCUCACAAACCUCUCUCCGCCGUCGCCAGCCCCGCCGUCGAAACUGCCACCAAAGUUGGCAAACGAACGGACAUAAAGAAGAUUCUCAUUCUCGGCGCGGGACCUAUUGUUAUCGGUCAAGCGUGCGAGUUCGAUUACUCUGGAACUCAAGCGUGCAAGGCUCUUAGAGAAGAAGGCUAUGAAGUUAUUCUCAUUAACUCGAACCCUGCUACCAUAAUGACCGAUCCAGAAAUGGCUGACCGCACCUACAUCACUCCCAUGACUCCUGAAUUGGUGGAGAAGGUUCUCGAAUCUGAGCGACCCGACGCUCUGCUUCCCACCAUGGGUGGCCAAACGGCGCUCAACCUCGCCGUCGCGCUCGCCGAGAGUGGGGCGCUUGAUAAGUAUGGUGUUGAACUCAUCGGAGCUAAGCUCGAUGCGAUUAAGAAAGCGGAGGACAGGGAAUUGUUCAAGCAGGCUAUGAAGAACAUAGGGAUUAAGACUCCUCCUUCUGGCAUUGGCACCUCGCUUGCUGAGUGCUUGAAAAUUGCGAAUGAUAUUGGUGAAUAUCCGUUGAUUGUUAGGCCGGCGUUCACUCUCGGCGGCACCGGGGGCGGAAUUGCGUAUAACAGGGAGGAUUUGGAGGAAAUUUGCAAGGCAGGGCUUGCUGCUAGUUUGACUAGUCAGGUUUUGAUUGAGAAGUCUUUGUUGGGAUGGAAGGAGUAUGAGCUUGAGGUUAUGAGGGAUUUGGCUGAUAACGUUGUUAUUAUUUGUUCUAUUGAGAAUAUUGAUCCUAUGGGGGUUCACACUGGGGAUUCAAUCACGGUUGCGCCGGCGCAGACUUUGACGGAUAAGGAGUAUCAGCGCCUCAGGGACUAUUCCAUUGCUAUAAUUAGGGAAAUUGGAGUGGAGUGUGGGGGUUCCAAUGUGCAGUUUGCUGUUAAUCCGGAGAAUGGCGAGGUGAUGGUGAUUGAGAUGAAUCCCAGAGUUUCGAGGUCUUCGGCUUUGGCUUCCAAGGCAACCGGAUUUCCUAUAGCGAAGAUGGCAGCGAAGUUGUCUGUUGGUUAUUCAUUGGAUCAAAUCCCUAAUGAUAUAACAAAGAAGACACCUGCUAGUUUUGAGCCCUCCAUUGAUUACGUGGUUACAAAGAUUCCUCGGUUUGCAUUUGAAAAGUUUCCUGGUUCUCAGCCAAUAUUGACAACACAGAUGAAAUCAGUUGGAGAGGCAAUGGCAGUAGGGCGAACCUUCCAAGAGUCAUUUCAGAAAGCAGUGCGCUCACUAGAGUAUGGCUACUCUGGAUGGGGGUGUGCUCAGGUGAAGGAGAUGAACUAUGACUGGGAGCAAUUGAAGUACAGCCUCCGAGUUCCUAACCCAGAGCGCAUCCAUGCUAUCUAUGCUGCGAUGAAGAGGGGGAUGCAAAUUGAUGAGAUCUUUGAGCUGAGUUAUAUUGACAAAUGGUUUCUCACGCAGCUCAAGGAGCUGGUUGAUGUGGAGAGUUUCUUGCUGUCUCAUAAUCUGUCUGACUUGACAGAUACUGAUUUCUAUGAGGUGAAGAGAAGAGGAUUUAGUGAUAAACAGAUAGCAUUUGCAACUAAAUCCACUGAGAAAGAAGUCCGAAGUAGGCGAAUAUCACUGGGCAUUACUCCAGCAUAUAAACGGGUUGAUACCUGUGCUGCAGAAUUUGAAGCUAAUACUCCUUACAUGUAUUCUUCUUAUGAUUUUGAGUGUGAAUCGGCUCCCACCACGAGAAAGAAGGUUUUAAUUUUAGGUGGAGGACCAAAUAGAAUCGGUCAAGGGAUCGAGUUUGACUACUGUUGUUGUCAUGCGUCCUUUGCUCUUCAGGAAGCAGGAUAUGAAACAGUCAUGGUGAACUCAAACCCCGAGACAGUCUCCACAGAUUAUGACACCAGUGAUCGUCUAUACUUUGAACCCUUGACUGUUGAAGAUGUUUUGAACAUUAUUGAUUUGGAAAGGCCUGAUGGUAUCAUUGUACAAUUUGGAGGUCAAACACCAUUGAAGUUAUCUCUCCCCCUACAACAAUACCUAGAUGAAAACAAGCCAGCAUGUGCUAGUGGGUUUGGUCAUGUAUGCAUAUGGGGAACAUCUCCUGAUUCCAUAGAUAUUGCCGAGGACAGAGAGAGGUUCAACGUGAUGCUUCAUAAACUAAAGAUUGAACACCCAAAAGGAGGAAUUGCUCGGAGUGAAACAGAUGCACUUGCCAUUGCAACAGAAAUUGGAUACCCAGUAGUUGUUCGCCCUUCUUAUGUUCUGGGCGGUCGAGCAAUGGAGAUUGUAUAUAGUGACGAUAAACUGGUGACUUACCUUGAAAAUGCUGUUGAGGUGGAUCCAGAGCGCCCUGUAUUAAUUGACAAGUAUUUGUCUGAUGCUUGUGAGAUUGAUGUUGAUGCACUGGCUGACUCACAAGGCAAUGUUGUAAUUGGUGGAAUAAUGGAGCACAUUGAGCAGGCUGGGAUACAUUCUGGUGACUCUGCCUGUUCUAUUCCCACUAGAACUGUACCAACUUCUUGUUUGGAGACAAUCAGAUCAUGGACGGAAAAUUUGGCUAAAGAACUGAAUGUUUGUGGGCUCAUGAAUUGUCAGUAUGCAAUAACUCCAUCGGGGCAGGUAUUUUUGCUUGAGGCCAAUCCUCGAGCUUCUCGUACAGUUCCAUUUGUAUCGAAAGCAAUUGGCCAUCCCUUGGCUAAAUAUGCUUCCCUUGUCAUGUCCGGAAAGUCUCUUCACGAUAUACAGUUUACAAAAGAGGUUAUUCCUAAAUAUGUGUCAGUCAAGGAAGCAGUUCUUCCUUUUUCAAAGUUCCCAGGCUGCGAUGUGUUUUUAAGUCCCGAGAUGCGAAGUACUGGUGAGGUCAUGGGUAUUGACCCUUCUUAUAACACUGCAUUUGCCAAGGCUCAAAUUGCUGCCGGCCAGAAGUUGCCACUUUCUGGUACCGUGUUCCUUAGCUUGAAUGACUUAACCAAGCCUCACCUUGAGAAGAUUGCAAAGGCUUUUAUUGAGGUUGGAUUUCAGAUUGUUGCUACAAGUGGAACAGCUUAUGUUCUUAACGUAGCUGAAAUCCCAGCAGAGCGGGUGCUGAAGCUGCAUGAAGGGAGGCCUCAUGCUGGUGACAUGAUAGCCAAUGGAGACAUUCAGCUGAUGGUGGUAACCAGUUCAGAUGAUGCACUUGAUCGGAUAGAUGGUCUGGCCUUGAGGCGGAUGGCUUUGGAUUACAAGGUUCCUAUUGUGACAACAGUUAAUGGAGCUCUGGCAACUGCUGAAGCCAUAAAGAGCUUGAAGGCCAACGCUAUCAAAAUGAUCGCUCUUCAGGACUUCAUUGAUGAUGAAGUUAAAGAAUGAGAGAAAUUUUGCAGACAACCUCUUUCUCUCUGAAUUGGUCGGGGGAUAGAUACCCGUAAGCACCCGUGGUUUUUCUGUCUUUGGUAUUGCUAUUUUAUGCUCUAGGUCUUUUUGCCUACCAAAACAUCAAUUCUUCCAUUUUUUUUAAAAAUUUGAGAUAAAUUAUUGGACAGUAUUUAGGAUGUGUGGCAUGAUUUGAGAUUAACACACAUUGGAUGGAUAAUUUUGGCAUAUGACAUGAGCUUAAAUAACCUUGUUAAAAUACUUCCAUACACAGCCCUAACGAACAACACUACAGAGAAAUCGGAACUUGCAUGCUUAUAAGAUUUACAAUAUUGAGUUAUUAGUAACGAUCGCUAUUCUUGUAUUUUCUUUAGAAUGAAACCUUCAUAAGUUGCAUCAUAUUCGAUCGUCUUGGAUUCCUAUCCUUCACCAAGCUUACCCGUAUCUUCAAAGGUUUUGUAUGUUGACUGUGCUUAAACUUGGGCUAUUGCAGAUUACCAUGAGCUUGUACUACUUGCUAGAUUUGGAAGAGGCAGGUAAAUUUCUAAGGUAUUCCUUCAUUUGUAGAGUGAAAGAGACAACAAAAGAUUUGAAAGGUCAUGUAGUCUGAGUCCUGACUCCUGAUGAAGCACUUGUGCUUUGUGUAAAAGUUUUUGUAGUACAUUGGAUUUCCACUGCUCAAUAAUUAUUCUAGUUU